This is a messenger RNA of Physella acuta, 3807 nucleotides long. Its product is annotated as solute carrier family 2, facilitated glucose transporter member 3. Gene Ontology annotation, cellular component: membrane. Gene Ontology annotation, biological process: monosaccharide transmembrane transport. Gene Ontology annotation, molecular function: hexose transmembrane transporter activity. Lineage: Eukaryota; Metazoa; Mollusca; Gastropoda; Physidae. The record is from RefSeq and is a predicted model, not a curated record.
AGGACACAUUCCUCUAUCAGCCAGAUCAUUUAAAUUGUCCCAUCCAGUACUGUGGGUUGCCUUCAAAAGGAAAUCUGUAAAAGGUCAUAGAUAAUAUAUUUUAGAAAUGGCAGGACAUUAUACAAGAGCUAAAAUGCAUGGUGCAGAGAAUUCCUUCACCAAGCAUAAGUUGUUAAGAAUGUCCCUAAACGAUGGUAGUGGUGAAAGUGAUGGAAGUAUGGAAGUAGAUGAAAACAAAAAUGACAACGAAGUAGAAACACCAUUUCCAUCUAACAAGUCUAAAAUUUCGGAGAAGGAAGCGAAGUCAACUAAAGUGGAAAGAGGAAAGAAAUCUGAUUUUAAGGAAAACGGCUGGACCUUCAGGUUUUUGCUCAUUUUGUUGACGGCCUACCUCGUCGUACCAGGCAUUGGCUAUACGAUGACUUCCCUGAAUGCACCCGCUGAUCUCAUAAAAGAAUUCAUGAACGAAACAAAAUUCAAAAGAGACGGCGAAUGGAUGUCCACUGAUGCAGUUGACUCCCUGUUUGGUCUGCUGGUCGCCGUUGUUGGAGUCGGGUCAGCAGUUGGGUCGCUCACAGCCAGCAUUAUUGCAGAUAAGUUUGGACGAAAACUAUCUAUUAUCCUUGCUUCUGUGACUGGGCUCAUUGGCGUACUGUUGAUGGCACUGUGCAGGGUCGGCUCCUCCUACGAGAUGUUGUUUGUGGGGCGGACACUAACUGGGUUUACACUUGGAUGGGGUCUGAGCUUGGCCCCGGCCUACCUGGUGGAGAUGGCGGUGCCGAGUAUGCGGGGCAACGUGGCUCUGCUGAACCAGCUGUUCCAGAGCUUCUCCUUCUUCCUCGCUCAAGUUAUGGGCUACACGGAACUGCUGGGGAAUGAGCAGUAUUGGCACUACCUUCUUGGUUUCCCCAUUAUUUUCUUCGGUCUACAGAUUAUUCUGCUGCCAUUUUGUCCCGAGAGUCCCAGAUAUCUUUUGAUGAAUAAAAACGACACAGAGGGCGCCACUAGAGCAUUACAGAUGAUUCGAAACAGAAAAAAUGUAGAGGAAGACAUCGCUAUGCUGCACCAAGAACUGAAAGAGUCAGCCACUGAAGCUGAAGUAUCUGUUAUCCAGCUGUUUAAAAGUCCGCUUCUUCGAAGACCUUUAGUGACUGCCAUUGUGAUGGGCCUCCAGCAAAACUGGUGUGGGAUGAACGCGAUUUUGUUCUUUUCCACCCAACUUUUUAAAUCUGCUGGCUUGGACGACAGGAACGCGAGAUACGCAACUUCGGGCACUGGUCUAAUUUUCUUUUUGUGCAAUGUAUUCGCCAUUUUUCUCUUGACGAGGUUCGGCCGGAAGACGCUAUUUCAAAUGGGAACCAUCGGGAUGGCCGUGUGUUCAGCUGUCAUCGCGCUCACUAUGUUGUAUCAGAAUGAAGUGAGUGCUCUCAGAUAUGUGAAUAUUGCAGUCUCGCUAUUUGUCAUGGUCUGCUACUCACUGGGGCCAGUGUGCGUGUUCUGGGUGAUGCUGAGUGAGUUAUUUCCCAACAGUGCUCGUGGGACGGGAUUUAGUAUAGCCAUCUUGUGCGCCACCCUGAGUUUCUUCUCGCACAGCUACAUAUUUCCUAUACUGCUGUCCAAUCUACACUCCUACACAUUCUUCGUGUUCUGUGGAAUCGAUGUCGCCAUGGCCAUCUUUAUCCACUUUUACGUUCCUGAAACCAAAGACAAAACGUUCGCUGAGAUUGCCAAGUCAUGGAGCAAAUCUACAGACGUGGACCUCAAACUGACGGACAGCGUGAGCGUGAAUGAGGACAUUCCAGUCGGCACUGAGAAAAACUCGGAACCGUCACCCCAAUAGAAUGUCAAUGAAUCUUUGUAGUUACUGGUUAUGAUGCGAGUCUUGGGUAACAUUUUCGGUUACGGGCUUUUUUAUUAUUUCAGACAGGACUUUGAAGAUUUUAAUACAAUUUCCAUGGAAAUAAGACCAACUUGUGGUGGAAAACAAAACUUUAUACACAUUUCCUUCUCUCUAUUUCUCUUUCCUCUCUCUCUCUCUCUCUCUCUCUCUCUCUCUCUCUCUGGGUCGUUUUUUUUUAUAGGUGCAGUGUUACUUUAUCAUUAUGGCUACAAAUCUGUUAAUUUCGCUUUACAACGGUAAAAGAAAAACAAUGAAAACCCGAGUCCAGCUGUAUUGGUUCCAUGACAAAAUACCUCAGACAAAAUACAUCACGGACAGUUUAUUAUCAGGACAAAAUAUCUCAGGACAAGUAAUCUCAAGGACAAAUGAUAUCACGGACAAAAGUUAUCAGGAUAAAGUAUAUCAGGACAAAUGAUAUUAUGGACUUAUGAUCUCAGACAAAACAUCUCAGACAAAAUAUCUCUCCUGAAAAUAUUGAAAGUAUUUGGGAUGAUUUUAGGGGUCAUCAAUAAAUGACGUCACGCUUUUUUUGACGAUUUUUACCUUCCCCCUUCUGUCACACGUCACAAAAAGCCAGACCUCCCCCCUACAAUGACGUCAAGCUUCAACCUACAAUCCCCCUCAAAAUUGCAAUUGAAUUUUUUCUUAAAACAUCGAUAUUUUUCCAAAAUCUUGCUAGAACUCUGUCAACAUAGAGUAUUUUAAUAAAUUUCAAUUACAAUUUAUUAUAUCAUUUCAUUAAAAUUCGUUUACCAACAUUGCUUUUUUAUAAAACUAAAGUUUGACGUCACACCAUCUGGACGACCCCCUUAGUCGAUUUUAACAUUUUUAAAACUUUGUCAUAUUUGGUUUUUAUUUACACAUAAAAUUAUUUUUAUUUUACACAUAACAAAUAUGAGAAAAUGUUGGUCUCAUAGGUUUGUCACAUUAAAAGAAAGAUAUUAACAUUGCUAUUAGAACUAUAAUACUCGUAGAUUAAAACUAAAUUUCGAUAGAAGGUGUAGUUGGGUUUACUGAUCAUGAGACAAUUCUACCACAUCAGGUGGACAAAACUAUAUCAAAAUGUUAGCUCAUCCAUGGAUUUAAGGGCAAUGAAAACAGAACACAGAGUAAGGUGGGUGCUUGCUUUGUUGGCAAAGACAUACCCUCAGGUAGAAGAUGUUCGCUAUAUUAGUCAAGCUCAAGUGAUCCGGUACCUUUUGCUUAUUGAAAUGACAGUGGCCAUUGCGGAGUAAAGUUAUUCACAUACUGCGUAUGUAAAUAAAGCAGUAUUAGUGGUGAUUACCUAGUUAUGGCCUCCUUCGUUACAUCGCAGAAAGACAUCUGCACUUUUAAAAAGUAAGAUUUACCAUAGAUACAGCUAGCAAAAAAAAACGUUAACGCUACACAUGUGUUGAUGAUAAAAUAAAAACAUAAUUUUUACGUUACGGACCUGAACACUCAAUCACUUUAUUGAAAUUAUUUCACGUGUUUUGAACAUUAAAUUAGUUAAGCCUUUCAUAAUUUUUUUUUGUUAUACAUUUCAGAAAAAUUCUAUUUAAAAAAUUCAUUUUAACUCGCUCAUUUAGAAUUUCCUUACAAUUAUUGCGAAUAAUAACCAAAUAAAAUACAUCUAACAAUAAAACAAAAUCGAUUAAACUCAUCCUAUAUACUAUACAUAUUUUGCGGUGAGAUAUUUUGUCUGAGAUCAUUUGUCCAUGGUAUCAUUUGUCCAUAGAUAUAAAUGCAGGAUAACCUAGUUACACCACUGAUAUUGCAACUACAGUACCUACAAUGUCGUGCUUGAUUAUGCUGUAAUUUGUCUUUUUAAAAAAGCGUAACUAUACUCAGAUUCAGAUAAGAAAAGUUUAAAAGAUGUAUCCAUACCUUUCUAAAUAGACCUACUGUUGUAAACUGUUAGGUUUAUA